GCCGCGUGUGUGCGCAGGGCGGGGCCGGGGGCGGGCCGCGCGCUCCGCCAGUCGCCAGCGCUCGCACCGCGCCGCAGCGUCGAGCGCUCUCCGGUCACUCCGCGCCCGCGACUCGACCGCGCCGCACGUCUGUGACCGCGCACUAGUGUACUCCGCGAGCCUCCCGCUCCGGGAGCGCGAUCCGAGCGAAAGGGUUGGAGCGGGCGGGUUCGGGCGGCGCCGAGCCGCGCACGCGCCGCGUCAGCGCUGCCGGCAGUCGGCACACGCGAGCGCACCGGCCGCGCGAUGGACGACAAGCCGGGCGGCGAGGAGCACUACAGCCUGCGCUGGAACAACCACCAGGCGCACCUGCUGCGCUCGUUCGAGGCGCUGCUGCACGCGGAGACGCUGGUGGACGUGACGCUGGUGUGCGCCGAGCGCCGUGUGCGCGCGCACAAGGUGCUGCUGGGCGCGUGCAGCCCGCUGUUCCGCCGCAUCUUCAGCGAGAACCCGUGCAAGCACCCCGUGAUAGUGCUGAAGGACUUCCAGGGAUGGGAGGUGCAGGCGGUGGUGGACUUCAUGUACCGCGGCGAGGUGUCGGUGGCGCAGGAGCAGCUGGGCACGGUGAUCCGCGCGGGCGAGUCGCUGCAGGUGCGCGGGCUGGCCGACCAGGAGCCGCCGGAGGAGGCGCGCUCGGCCGCGUCGGCCACGCCGCCCGCCAGCCCGCACAGCCCGCAGCCGCGCCGCAAGCAGGCGCGCCCGCGCCGCCGCUCCGGCGACGACGCGCCCGAGAACCUGUCCAUGCGGCGCUCGCCGGGCGGGCUGAAGGCCGUGCGCCUGGCGCGCGCGCGCUCGCCGCCCAAACCAGAGCCCGAGGAGCCGGAGCCCGAGGCGCCGCCGCCGCCGCGCAUGUUCCCGCCGCACCAGGACCUGUUCCCGCCGGUGCCGCCGCCGGCCGUCUCCGCGCUGUCGCUCACGCCCCCGCACAUGUUCGGCAUGGAGUCGCCCCUGGGGCUGUUCCCGCCGGGCAUGGAGCACAAGAUGUACCCCCUCAUGGAUGUGGAGCACCGGCCGCCGCCGCUGGAUGCGCAACUCUUCACCAGCGUCAAGAAAAAAUGGCGACCGAAGGGCCAGCACAGCGCGCCGCGCGGCGGGCCCCCUCGAUCCUGGACAAACGCAGAACUAACGGAAGCUUUACAACACGUAUGGAACAAGAAAAUGACCACGAGCCAAGCGUCACGGAUAUUCGGCAUACCCUACAACUCGUUACUUAUGUACGUGCGCGGUAAAUACGGGAAAAGUUUAAAACUCGAGCAGCUAAGGAAAGAUUGCAUCGGCGGGCCGCUCGAAGUGUUGAAUCUUAACUCAGGCAACAACAACAACAACCAUCCCAGCAAACACCACGACAAAGACGACCACCACCAGAACGCGAGCCAAAGACCGGCGAGCUCAGAGCCGGACAUAUCCUCCAAUCCGAUGUUCAAUCCGUUCCAACAGGGAUUCUAUCCGGAAUUCCCGCCGGGAUUCCCGAUGCCGUUGAACAUGUUGCAUCUUCUGCCGCCGAGCGAAAAAGCGAGAGAGUUGUACCAGUCGAUGCCGAUGGCUCUCGACUCUCUCUCUGGUGUGACGAAGGAGGAGGACUGCAAGAGUGACAGGUCGAAGGAGAACUCCGCGGAUGAAGAAGGAGAUCCGUACAGGCCGGGACACGCGCCGCAUCCGCCAGAUAACCGCACACUUCUACAUCACAACGGGCAGGACUAAUCCUUCAUAAUUAGUUGAAACUUCCCUUCACUGUACCUUCUCUUCUGUCCCCGGCACAUGUAAAUUCUCUGCGUGUCGAAAGAUGCAAUUGCUAUUUACUUGCCGGGAUCUUUAUAAUUUAUGGAUGUCUACAACUAAUGAAACGAACGGCGAAACUGUAGUUUUGUCAGCGUACGCCCGAUACGAGGCUAGAUUAAAAUUUAAUUGUAUUUAUGUACUUAAAUGAACGUGCAAUAUUCGCCGAGUAACGCAGAGUUUAGCGGCUUACAUUGGGAGAAUUACAUUUUCGCCCGGUCGCGAAGUUUUUUCAUCGUUUUCUCAUGGAGGUUCACGACGAUGUCCAUAUUUAAAAUUAGUUAAAUUUAUAUUUAAAAAAGAUGUGUUAAUAUUGUAAAUGUAUAUGACCUUCUUGUAUAAGUGAUAGCCGAUAAUUUAUUAUUCCGAAGGAGUGCAAUAAGUGUGAAAGAGUUGUGAUUGUUGACGCUUCGGCGAGUUGUUCAAGUCUCGUAGAUAUAUUGUUGACAUUCCAUUCUGACAUUCCCUCUUUAAUUAAGUAUAUAUAUAUUUUUCCUUUUAAUAAUAUUCCAUAUCACGUAAGGUUCUACCAUUUGUAUACUUUCGAAAGUCUAUCCGCAGAUUCUUGCCUUUACUUUCUGUGUUAUAUAGAUGUUAUGUUAGGUGCAUAUUAUUGCAUUUCACCAAAGUUUGUAAAAUAUUUCGUAAUAAUAGUUUUUAUUCGAUGAUAAUUAUAAACGAUUUUUAAAAUGUAAAUAGUUAUUAUAUAAAAUUGAUGGGAUAUUAAAUUUAAAUUAACCAUUAAUUAAGGAGACACGUGUCUAAAACAGUAGUGUAUUUGUAAUAAUUAUUAAUUGUUGUAGAAUUAGUGAAGUGAAUACAGUGAAUUGACUAUCGAUAUACGUCGAUAGAUGACGUCAGUGGGAGGGUCCGCGACGCACUAGUCACACACAAACAAUAUUCCAAAACAACACCAUACUUUAUUAACUUUAUCAAGACAAACAAACAAAAAAAUGUACUGAAGAAGACGAUCUCUCUAACUAAACAUGAUUUAAUAAUAACAUUAUAUAGUUUUGACAUACACAACCCAAAUUAAUAUACUUUUCCUUUUCAUCUUUUAAAAUCACUUAAUAAGUAAGACGAACAUUAAAAAAUGGAUUAAUUUGAACAAUCAAAAGUAAUUUUUUUUACUUUUAUACUCGUAAACAGUAAUCGAUAGUCAGUGCAAUGAAAUUAUGAGAUCGUCUUCUUCCACGUCAUAAUCAUACAGGGUGGGGUAAAGAAGGAAAUAGGGGGCAUGUACAUCAUAAAGUGUACCAUGGAGGUACCUAUAGGUACAGGUACAUUACGAUCUUUGAGCCGCCGCGCCGAGUUCGUGAUCCAUAAACCCGGUCGGCUAUUCCGGUGGUCCGAGAUCACAUCGUGACGUCAGCAAGUUUCUGAUUAAAGAUUACAAAAAAAACAAAGACCUCAUUAUCAAUAAAGUUUACACAACGACAGUGCGCGCCAGGUUUAGACAAAUAAAGUAACUGCACUCAAUGUUCAAAUAAAAAGGAGCUUUCAAGAUUUUAGUGAAUAAUGGAAGUUAGAAUAAAUCGGGUCCCAACACUACCUGGCUUUAGGUAAAUUGUAUACAAUGAUUUCUUAUUGAAUUAGAUUACCACGGGACGAUAUAUCGCAAGUCUUACUAUUGUACAUACGAUGUUAAGGCCUACAUUCCACGAUCCAUAAUUUUGGAAUGCACGAUUGUAGACGAUGAAAAUUGGUGACAUUUUCGUCAAAACUUUGCGCAUAUCGUCCGUUGUUAUCAUGCAUUGUGAUGUUAUGAAACGUGGAUACAGCCGUAUUUGUAGCUGUAUUGAAAAUACUUAUCGAUGUUUUCUUUUAACAAAACAUUCCAGAUAACUUGAAUAUUAUAUUCCUUAACUUUGUAACUACCUUGUUUUGUAGUCAACUUUUUCGAUUCCUACACAAGUAUACACUUAUUCGGUUACCGCGAAUGGAUUGUAAGUACUAUCCGUGAAAAUAAAUAAUUGCAUGUGAAUUUAAAAAUGUCGAACCAUCAGGCUUUGUCAGUAAUAAACCAACCAUAAACCAUUAAUUUUAUAAAAUACCAUUUUUAACUUAUUGUAUCUUCUACAGCUAUUUUUUUUUAAAUAGUGUCUAUCAUACAAUCUAGACUCUGUUACGAACAAUUGUCAUAGAUAAUAUAGAUCGAAAACAGGAGCAAAAGCCGACAUUUUAAUUAUUCUUUAUUAUCACAGAUGGUACAGUCAAAAUGUUUAAAAAUUCAAUUAAUCUAUAGUCGUCGAAACAGAAUAACAAAUCUGCAUAACUUUACUGAAGACUGAAAACUAUUUUCGACUCUAUUUUGUAUAAUUGUACAUUUAACACUUCAUAAUCACAGUAACUCCGGCAAACAAACAAUACACAAUCAGUAGCGGCACGUCAUUUUACAAUAUAUCAUUACAGGGAUUUUAUAUAUUAACGAAUUGUAUAAUUCAAUAUGUACCUAUAGUUUAACAGAAUGUAUAAUUAUAUUAUUAUUGUUUUUUUUUUUCUCCUAGACUUUACUUUUGCUUAUAUGAAUUUUAUCGACAAUUUUUUUUUCUUAAGCAAGCAAAUGCACGUCACUAGAUAAAUUAAUAUAAAUUAAUAUGAAAUUAGCAAUCUCGCUGAUGUCUUGGAAAAAUUAUUUCAAUUUAAUGGUGUAAUAAAUAUAUUAAGUAAAUGUGCCAAAAAAUUUAAUCGAAAUUUUAAACUUAUCGGCAACCUUCUUUGGAUGUUUCGUUUUCUGAUAUACAGUCAUGACAUUGGAGUCACAAGCUGGUGGGAGGCUUCGGCCGUGGCUAUUUACCACCCUACCGACAAAAGACGUACCGCCAAGCGAUUUAGCGUUCCGGUACGAUGUCGUGUAAAAACCGAAAGGGGUGUGGAUUUUCGUCCUUCUCAAAAAUAUAAAAAAAAACUUGAUCUGUCAUUCUAUAUCCAAAUUUUUGGAAACUCCAAACAAUUUGACAAAUUGUAGUGACUCUGAUGUCACGUUUGUUAACUUAAAACCUUACAUAAGAGGCUCAUUUAUUAUGCUUUUACUAUCAAUUGAAUUGAAUAUAUUUUUUUUUAAUUUAUUAAUUCUCGUUUAUGAAUAGUAGUUAUGUGUUGUAUUGUGACUUGUGAUUGCACAUUAGUGUCGUCGGUUAAUAGAGUUUACCUAAUUCGUACAAAUUCAAGCAGUAUUAGAGUGAUUUUUGUUAAAGUUUUAAUUGAGAGGUUUUAAUUAAGUUUGUUAUUUGUUAAUGUGUGCGGCGAGAUAGGAUGACUAUGAGAAUAUUUUAGUUAUUUUAUUCUAUACAUAAUAUGCAAUAGGAAUCUCAUAAUUGAUAUUUCAUUACAUAGUUUUUGUUUUAGACGACGUUUAUAAAUGUUUUAAAUUGAUCUUACGGUUCUUUAUCACAUUGAGAUAAGUAGAAACGAGUUAUGAAGUCUUACCUAUGUUUAAAACUUCUCGAAAUAUAUUUUACGAUUUCAAUGUCAUACAAAAUCAAUUCCUAGAACUAUAGCUACAGAUCAAAGCUUGCCGACUUGCGUUAAGACCGAGCUUAGCAUUUUUUGCUCAAGCCAUGUGAGUCAGUGACUCUUUGUCGCCGUUUUGAUCUGUAGCUCUGUUUUUAGAUUUCGCUUUUUGAGUCUGCACGCAGUGUUUUGGAUAUAUCGCAUAAAGGAGAUGGUCCAUUUCAGAUCCACUCUUGUACCCCGUAUCAUUACAAUUUAAAAUAUACAAGGAUUUUAUUUAAAUCUAAUUAUGUGAAUAAAUCUAACUAACUAAAAAGAAAUAAAUAAAAUUAAAACCCAAAUUUUUGAGUUAUAUCAAGAUAACGCCCUUAAAGCGACUAUGACAUGGCAAUUGACAGCAAACGUCAAAAUGACUACUGCAUGGAAAACGUCAUCAAUCCGCCAUUGUUGACCAUAUUAUUGUUGCAUUACUUGGAAGAGAAUGAAUAUUAUUUCGAAAGAAUUAAAUUCGUAGUAAAUUUGUAUAAUCAAAAAUAGUUUUAAAAUAUAUUUUCUUUUAUUUUCGCUAGGGUACAUGACUGAUCCUGGGCUCCAUACAAUUUUGGACCAUCUCAUUUGAACGCAGACAUUUCAUAUUCAUGUAAAAAACUUCUUUCCUUAAUCACAAUUAUACAUUUUCAUCUACUACCUACAUCUUAGAUAUUCCGAAACAUUGCGUGCAUUCUUUGCCCUUUUUCGCUAUACUUUAAAAUCGUGUCACAUUGCAAUUUGCGACAUUUGAUAUUUCUUGUCACAAAUUAUGAAAUUUGAGGUCACAAAUUCCAUUUUGCCUAAGGUUUUAACGUCAUAGUCCAAAUCCUGUAUGUUACCUUUUGUUUCACACCAUUGAAUCUUUUUUGACUGCUCGCUAUAGUAAAUGAUGUGAUUAUUAUGCGAUAAAGUUAGCCUUUACAAUUUCUUUAUCUUUAAUGUCAUUUCUUAAUGUUAAUUAGCGUCACAUCGACGUCAGCAAUCAUGACAGGUUUGAUUUUUUGCAGAUUUUGUGACGUCGAUGUCACGUUUUUUUACAUGAGAAAUUACACUAUGUUAUGCUCUCUAUGUAGGUAUAUUUCAUGUUUCAUACACAAUUUUCACCAGGAGCCAAAUCUAAGGACGUAAUUUAAUAGGUACAUAAAUUUAAGAAAAAAUAAUUAAUUAUUAUUAUUAUUGUUUAGUUUAUAAAAAUGUGAUUGUAUUAAUUUUAGUAGAAAUCAAAUAUUUAGUUCCUUCAGUUUUGUUACGAGUAUUUAUAAAUUGUAAUUAUUAUAAUGAAAUAAUGAGUUUUUAGCUUAGACUAAUUGUUCUCACUUAAAUAAAUAAAGAAUUAUAAAAAUAAUGUAUAAGUUGUGUAAUUUUCAUUUGUUGUAUUUUUGUCUAAUAUAAUUAAUUAAUUACAAAUUUAAAUUAAAUGAUAUCGUUACAUUAGGGUGUAAAAAAGAUUAUCUAUUUGAUCUUAAAAAAAUAAAUACGAAAAAAAUAUUUAUGUUCUAGUACCAUUAUUGUAUCUUGUAAUUGAAAUGAUGGAGCGAUGUAGUUAAAUUCGUUUGCGGACACCGAAGUAAAUGUAAAAAUAAAAAUGUCAAAUACCG
Bicyclus anynana (squinting bush brown) is the source of this 6896-nucleotide messenger RNA. It is a transcript of the gene lov, whose product is annotated as protein jim lovell. The record is from RefSeq and is a predicted model, not a curated record. The coding region runs from base 286 to 1740 and encodes 484 amino acids. Gene Ontology annotation, biological process: regulation of transcription by RNA polymerase II. Gene Ontology annotation, cellular component: nucleus. Gene Ontology annotation, molecular function: protein binding; DNA binding. Lineage: Eukaryota; Metazoa; Arthropoda; Insecta; Lepidoptera; Nymphalidae. The transcript is spliced from 3 exons.